AUGAUCCCGGAAAGAUUGUUCAGCGAUGAUGAUGAUGAUGAUGAUGAUGAUGAGAGUGGCAUUGUUACAGAUCCAAAUGAGGACACGGAAUGGAAUGACAUAUUAAGAGAUUUUGGGAUUCUGCCUCCAAAAGAAGAGGUUAAGGAUGAAAUUGAAGAAAUGGUUUUACGUUUACAAAAGGAAGCAGAAGUGAAACCUUAUGAAAAAAUGAAUCUGAAGCAACUGAAAGGAGCCGAAGACGAUUUUGAUGAGGAAGAUUUAAAAGCGGUUGAAAUGUACAGGAAACAACGUUUGGCAGAGUUAAAAGCUCUACAAAAGAGACAAAGAUUUGGAGAACUGAAUGAAAUUGCUGGGAAUCAGUAUGUGAAGGAAGUCACAAAUGCGCCAAAGGAUGUGUGGGUUGUCAUCCAUCUUUAUAAUGCAAGUAUUCCAAUGUGUGCGUUGGUUAAUAGAUACCUCAGCCUGCUGGCCAUAAAAUUUCCAGAAACUAAGUUUGUGAAAGCCAUUGCCAAGAGCUGUAUUGAAAAUUAUCACGAUAAUUGCUUGCCUACAAUAUUUGUCUAUAAGGACGGUAAAAUUGAAGGCAAGUUAAUUGGAGUUGUGGAGUUUGGUGGAACAGCACUUACAGUAGAAGAUCUUGAAUGGAAGUUGGCAGAAUUUGGUGCUAUAAAAACGGAUUUAGAAGAAAACCCCAGAAAAGGUAUUAAGGACAUGAUGAUGUCCUCACUUAGAAAGGCUUCUAUAGAUGAUAACUAG
Messenger RNA from Notechis scutatus (mainland tiger snake), 756 nucleotides. Lineage: Eukaryota; Metazoa; Chordata; Lepidosauria; Squamata; Elapidae. The record is from RefSeq and is a predicted model, not a curated record.